AUGAUCCUGCUAUUUUGUGGAGCGAUAGAAACUAGAUCCAAUCUAACAUUUGACGAAUUUUUCGAUUACACCGAGUUUCCAACAAUAAGUUUUUCGCCAAAUGGUCAAUAUUUACUAUUUGAAACGUAUCGUGCAGCAUGGGAUUCAAAUUCUUAUGAAAGUAAGUUAUGGUUAUAUGAUAUUCAAACACAAAAGAAAACAGUGAUCACGAAAAAUCUUGGUGGAUUUUUAAAUCCAAAAUGGUCGCCUAGUGGGAACUGGAUUGCAUUAACAAAAACUGAAAAUUUAGCAACACAUAUCAAUCUUGGUGCUCAUGAUUAUCGACGAUCAACUGCAAGCGAUCAGAAAUCACAACAAUACAUCUAUUUCUAUUCUGUUCUAUCUGAUGAGUUAGUUCCUAUUGCAAUUGGAACAGAAACUGCUUCAUUUGUAACUUGGUCAGAAAAUGAUUCAUCACUUUACUUCGUCAUAACUAAACCACCAUUGAUGGAUGAAGAAAAAGAAAAGCCUGAGCAUGAACACGAAUGGAAUGAUGUCAUUGAGUAUCGCCAACGGGUAAAGAGUUUGACUAGUACGAUUCUUCGGCUUGAUAUCGAUGACAAUGAUCCAAGAUUGUCGACAAAAAUAAAUACUAUUAAGAAUGUUGAUUUUCUGAUUGGAGAAUUAUUGUUUACUUCAUCGGAACGCAAACUUAUAUUAACGUCUAAUUCACCACUUGUUGAAGAUCUUGCUGAUUUUGAGAUUUAUUCUAUUGAUCUAGAAGAACCAUUCAAAUUGUCAAGAUUGACAAAUAAUCAAGCCUUUGAACAACGUUUACAAUUAUCAAAUGAUGGAAAACAUGUACUAUACCAACAGUAUACUCGUACACCAAUUGAUACAGGAUUCAAUGAUACACAACGUCGUCUGUUUUCAUUCGAUCUAGUAAAUGGAUCCAUUGAACAUUUAGCUAAAGAUUUUAUUGGUAACAUAGUAGGACAUGCAAUAGAUUUUGAUGGUAGCCUACUUAUUCGUGGUCAAGUAGGAACGGAAGUACAAAUUUAUAGACAACAAUCGCCCACGGAGCAAUCAAACUACAUCACUGGGUGGACUGGAACAUACGAACAAAUAAAAUUAUCUUCCAAAACAACUCGUUCCGUGGCAUUUGUUUAUUCAUCAUUUGAACGACCAAAAGAAGUUUACUUAACAAAUGAUAUUAAUGAACUUCAAUCAGCAUACCCAAUCACUAAUGAAAAUCAAUUGUUUAGUGAUCGAGAAAUGCCACGAGCAAAAGUGUAUAACUGGAAAAAUGAUGAAGACAAUGCUAUAAUCGAAGGAAUCUUACAUUAUCCACCACAUAAAUUUGAAGCGAAAAACUUACCUCUACUCAUUCUCAUUCAUGGGGGUCCAUACGAUGCAAGUCUCAAUGCAUUCGAAGCAAACUGGUACAAUUGGGCUCCGUUAGCAGCAUCAAAUGAUUGGCUAGUUUUAGAGCCGAACUAUUGUGGAUCAACAGGAUAUGGCGAUCAAUUUGUUGAUCAAAUUCGUCGGCAACCUUUAUCUCGGCCCGGUAGAGAUAUUCUUGCUGCAGUCGAUCGUCUAGUUAUGGAUGGGAUAGUUGAUCCCAACAGAUUGGCUGUUGGAGGUUACAGUUAUGGUGGCUUCAUGACCAACUGGCUAAUUGCACAGACCACACGUUUUAAUGCUGCUCUCUCUGGUGCUGGAUCUCUUGAACAUGUUUCUGCGUGGGGUACAAUGGAUCUACCAUUGAUAUUCACUCAUUUAUUCGGUGGAUUCCCAUGGGUUGUGCCACACUUGUACCAAAAUCAGUCGGCUAUUUAUCAGUUAGAUCAUGUUCGUACACCUACACAUAUCAUCACGGGCGAAGGUGAUGUACGAGUUGAUGCCGAUCAGAGCUAUAUUUUGGAACGUGCCCUGCAUACUUUGGGAAUACCAGUAAAACUCUUACUAUUUCCAAAAGAAGGUCAUGAUUUAAGCAACAACCCGUGGCAUGGGAAAAUUAAAGUUCGAGAAGAACUCAAAUGGUUACGGAAAUAUGGUCAUCAGUCUUGGUUUCCAAAGAAACAAUGA
This is a messenger RNA of Rotaria socialis, 2067 nucleotides long. The record is from the annotation of a GenBank genome assembly. NCBI's taxonomy places the organism in Eukaryota, Metazoa, Rotifera, Eurotatoria, Philodinida, Philodinidae.